Molecule: messenger RNA, 465 nt
Organism: Cryptomeria japonica (Japanese cedar)
Lineage: Eukaryota; Viridiplantae; Streptophyta; Pinopsida; Cupressales; Cupressaceae
Exons: 1
Coding region: 1-465 (154 amino acids)
Molecular function (GO): phosphoprotein phosphatase activity
Source: RefSeq, a predicted model, not a curated record
AUGUCAAAAUGGCAUGAGAGAACAACUGUGUUGGAUUUGGACAACACCCUUAUCAAUGCAAUGUUAUCUCGUCCUCCUAAAUAUGACUUCACCAUCUCUGUUCAGCACAAUGAUGAGAAAACAUUAACUUACUAUGUGAAGCGGCGAUUUGGUAUGAAUCUUCUUUUCUUUUACUUGAAGAUUUAUAUAUAUGAAAUGAUAAUAUUUACAUCAGCCAGGAAGAAAUAUACAGAUGGAGGCGCUGAUCACUGUCUUUAUAGUGAUUCUUGCAGUCUGGUCCUUGGGAGAUGUGUGAAAGACCUUAGAAAGCUAGGCAGGGAUAUGAAGAAAGUUUUCAUGACAGAUGAUUGUCCUCAUUGCUACCAACUCCAGCAAGAAAAUGGGGUUCUUCUGAAGCCAUUUUUGGUUUCCCCACAUGACAGGGAACUAAUGAGGGUUGUGGACGUGGCUAGAAAGGCAGUGUAG